UGUUAUAAAAGUCCAGGCUGCUGAAAUUAAACUCUGAUGCCAUUCAUGCCGGCAUCCAAUCACCAGGGAGACCAGAAGUUCAGAGAUGCCUUCGAGUUGCCAACAAGCGUGGCCACUAUACGUCAAGGAUUCUAAAGCCGUGAUAGAAGAGGAAGAACAUAUUUAGAGAGGAUGCCCAGCUGGUUUGUAGAAACCCCAGCUCAUUUUUCUUGGAAAGAAAGUUAUUAUCGAUCCACCAUGUCCCAGAGCACACAGACAAGUGAGUUCCUCAGUCCUGAGGUUUUCCAACAUAUCUGGGACUUUCUGGAACAGCCCAUAUGCUCAGUUCAGCCCAUUGACUUGAACUUUGUAGAUGAACCAUCAGAAAAUGGAGCGACAAACAAAAUCGAGAUUAGCAUGGACUGUAUCCGCAUGCAGGACUCGGACCUGAGUGAUCCCAUGUGGCCACAGUACACAAACCUGGGGCUCCUGAACAGUAUGGACCAGCAAAUUCAGAACGGCUCCUCGUCCACCAGCCCCUACAACACAGACCACGCGCAGAACAGCGUCACGGCGCCCUCGCCCUAUGCGCAGCCCAGCUCCACCUUUGAUGCCCUCUCACCAUCGCCUGCCAUCCCCUCCAACACCGACUACCCGGGUCCGCACAGCUUCGACGUGUCCUUCCAACAGUCCAGCACCGCCAAGUCAGCCACCUGGACGUAUUCCACUGAACUGAAGAAACUCUACUGCCAAAUUGCCAAGACAUGCCCCAUCCAGAUCAAGGUGAUGACCCCACCUCCUCAGGGUGCUGUCAUCCGCGCCAUGCCUGUCUACAAGAAAGCUGAGCAUGUCACUGAGGUGGUGAAACGGUGCCCCAAUCACGAGCUGAGCCGUGAAUUCAAUGAGGGACAGAUCGCCCCUCCCAGUCAUUUGAUUCGCGUGGAAGGGAACAGCCAUGCCCAAUAUGUAGAAGACCCCAUUACAGGAAGACAGAGUGUGCUGGUACCUUAUGAGCCACCCCAGGUUGGCACUGAAUUCACCACAGUCUUGUACAAUUUCAUGUGUAACAGCAGUUGUGUUGGAGGGAUGAACCGCCGUCCAAUUUUAAUCAUUGUUACUUUGGAAACCAGAGAUGGGCAAGUCCUGGGCCGACGCUGCUUUGAGGCCCGGAUCUGCGCUUGCCCAGGGAGAGACAGGAAGGCCGAUGAAGACAGCAUCAGAAAGCAGCAGGUCUCGGACAGCACAAAGAACGGUGAUGGUACGAAGCGCCCUUUUCGUCAGAACACACAUGGCAUCCAGAUGACAUCCAUCAAGAAACGAAGAUCCCCAGAUGAUGAAUUGUUAUACUUACCAGUGAGGGGCCGUGAGACAUAUGAAAUGCUGUUGAAGAUCAAAGAAUCUCUGGAGCUCAUGCAGUACCUUCCUCAGCACACAAUUGAAACAUACAGGCAGCAGCAGCAGCAGCAGCACCAGCAUUUACUUCAGAAACAGACCUCAAUGCAGUCUCAGACCUCAUACGGUAACAGCUCCCCACCUCUGAACAAAAUGAACAGCAUGAACAAGCUGCCUUCCGUGAGCCAGCUUAUCAACCCUCAGCAGCGCAACGCCCUCACUCCCACCACCAUUCCCGACGGCAUGGGAGCCAACAUUCCUAUGAUGGGCACCCACAUGCCAAUGGCUGGAGACAUGAAUGGACUCAGCCCCACCCAAGCCCUCCCUCCCCCACUCUCCAUGCCAUCCACCUCCCACUGCACCCCCCCACCUCCGUACCCCACAGAUUGCAGCCUUGUCAGUUUCUUAGCGAGGUUGGGCUGUUCAUCAUGUCUGGACUAUUUCACGACCCAGGGGCUGACCACCAUCUAUCAGAUUGAGCAUUACUCCAUGGAUGAUUUGGCAAGCCUAAAAAUCCCUGAGCAAUUCCGACAUGCGAUCUGGAAAGGCAUCCUGGACCACCGGCAGCUCCAUGACUUCUCCUCCCCGCCCCACCUCCUGCGGACCCCAAGUGGUACUUCAACAGUCAGUGUGGGCUCCAGUGAGACCCGGGGUGAGCGUGUUAUUGAUGCUGUGCGCUUUACCCUCCGCCAGACCAUCUCCUUCCCACCCAGGGAUGAGUGGAAUGAUUUCAACUUUGACAUGGAUGCUCGUCGCAACAAGCAACAGCGUAUCAAGGAGGAGGGGGAGUGAGCACUGCUAUGUGAUCUCUUUCCAUAGUCUUGCCAUCUGCCCACCCCCUACAAGGCCCUACAGCUUGACCUUCAAAGCAUUUUCUCUAUAAUCCUCUUCUCAGUCUGGUUUCUUAAGGAAAGGAUAAGUAAGAGGCUACAUUUAUCUGAUAUGAUUCUGGCUUUGAAGUCUGACUCUGAUUCUGGCUUUAAGCCUUCAAGUCUAUUGCUUGUAAGAGUAAAGUUGCUAUGGAUAGGUAAUGGAUAGCUAUGGAUAGGUAAGACUAAAGUUGCUAUGGAUAGGAAGUGAGUAAAAAAGCAGUUAGUGUCUUCUUAAGCUGCAGAGAUCUCUCAUUGACUUUUAUAAAGCAUUUUUACUUUUAUAGUCUAAGACUAUAUAUUUAAAUAUAUAAAUAUACAGUAUAUAUUUUUGAGUGGGGGGGCAUUGAGUAUUGUUUAAAAUGUAAUUUAAAGGAAAGGAAAUCAAGUUGCACUUAACAACUUUUUUUUUUAAUUUACUUGUUUUGGAUGGCUUAUGUAUACAUACCCCUUCUGUCAAGGUAUAGCAUGUAUGGUAAUACAUAUUUAGAGCUUGUGCUACAUGUGAGUGACAUUUAUGUAUAUGUCCUUCAGUUCUUUUGAUGCUAAACAAAUGCCAUGUCAGACCUUUGGGUAGAUCAAGUUGUACUUAUCAUUACUUAUUAUGUAGGUGAGACUGUAUACAUAUGUGCAUGAUUCCCUAUGUUGGUAUAUUUUAUGUUACUGAUGUCCCUACUAGUAUGGUUAUUCACUCUGGAGUUAUUUAAUCCAAUUACAAGAAAAAGUUUAUAUUCACAUUAUCACACACCAUAGGGAGGAAAUAUCCUCUCUUUCUUGGAAUUUGGGUGUGACUAAAACUCAAAAGGACCAAGGCAGGCAUUUCAAAAACACCUGGUAUCAUUUUCCUGGAUAUAUCAAUAAUUCUCUCAAGUUUAAAACCAGACAUGUAACAUCUUAGUAUUUCCUGGGAAAACAUUUGUGGCCAUUAUAAAAGCCUUAAAACUGAAAUGUAUGACUAGAUUGGCUAACUCAAUUACACAUUUGCUACCCUGGAUAGAAUUAAGGUUGAGUUGAUUGGGAUAAAUGCCAUCUACGUAGUUCUUACAGUGAAGGCAUAAUGUCUAUUAAGAAUAUCCAGGAAAAGCAGAUAAAUAUAGAAAUAAUGAAGCUCCACUAAACAAAGAGCAAGAGAUCCCAGUGAGCCAUGAAUUGAAAUUGGAAGACCUCUUGAAAUAGAGAUAAUAUUAUUUCAUAAAUUUUUUUUGUAAAGCCCUCCUAUUUUAUAAAGUGCUGCAUGUAGAGGCUUGUUUAUCUUUCUCUCUUCAAGGUUGAAAACAGGAGUAGUGAUUUGGAAAACAUGUAAUUAUGAGGUUAUUUUUCUUCUGUGGCAUCAGUUAGAUCACUAUGUCACUUUUCUUUUUUGAUCAAUGAGAGUUUCACUUUGUUGGAAAGUAACUGUGAGAACCCACUUCCCCAUUCACUCUCUUCUGGACUGUGCAUAGACAUAAAAAUGUCCCUACAGUCCCGGGGAUAAGCCUUCCAUGGGAGGACUUGUUGCUUGAACCACAUAAACAAAGACUUGUCUUCAAAGCUUAAAAAACAUGGCAAUAUUCCACUAAAUAUUUCAGGAGCAUAUUUUGUAGUAAAUACUUUUUUCACACUUUACAACAAAUAUUUUGUAUAUAUGCUAAUGAGCUCUCAAACGCUCUUCUAUUUUCUAGUAAAGGGCUCUCAUUGUCCAUAACCUUCCAUUUUUAUUUUAAAGUGCAAAAGGGCUAAUAUGGCUCUAAAAUAUGAUGUAUGAGUGUCAUCUGAAAGUGUAUAUAUGUUUUGAGUGUGAAAUUGCAUAUUUUGUUUGUUAUUUUUUUCUUUUUGGGUUAGUGGGCUUUUCAGAACCACAGUUGAAGCAUUUUAUUAUUAUUAUUAUUAUUGUUAUUAUUAUUGUUUUUAUAUUUUCAUUGAAACACCAGUUAGUAAAACUAAGAGAUCAAAUUAAAGAAAAUGUCAUAACUGUAAGAUGGGGGGAGGGAAAGUUGUUGUGUUUUUUACUAUUUUUAUUUUGUAUGUUAAAGAGAGUGAGUCCUGGAUUUCAAAGUUUCAUUGUGCUUCAGUGGUAAUAAGCACUGUUAACUUGUGGAACAAGCAGGCAGCUUUGAAAACUUAUUGAGGGGAAGAGUGAAAGCUGUGCCUUAGCAAAGCUAAGAGGACAAAUGGCUUCCUCUAUUGUCCUGAGUGUUUGAAUAAAUUUAAGGGCUUCUUUGGACCUAUUUCAGCACUAUUUUGAUGGCACUAGGGACUCAGAAAUUCAUGUACUGUAUCUCAUGGGUUUGGCAUUAGCUGAGCCUAGGUGCAACUACUGGCCUAACCUCCUGGUGGAAACUCACACUCUUUGAGUAUAUGAGUAGCUAGGAGAGUGGGGUGAUAGAAUAUAGAGAGCAGAUGAAUAGGAGUGUGCUUAAUGAAGUUCUUGUGGCCUCAGCUCAAUGCAGUUAGCUGAAGAAUGGAUAGGUUUUUGUUUGGAGGUGGUUAGAGACACAAAUGGAGAACAGAACUUUCUUCAUUAAAUCCAUUAACAUUUGUCUGUUGAUAUUCCCCUAAAAUGCUAUAUGUGGGAUGUUGAAUGUUAAGGGUUCUGUUUUUUUAUUAUUUUUAUAAUUGUACAAAGAUUAGUAAAUGUUAUAUGUUUUAUGUACCUUAUUAAUGUUUUUUUGAAAAAUAAUUUCUUAUAUAUGUGAUAUCUUUUUUUUAAUGCUUCAGUUGCUUGACUUUUGGUAUUUUGUAUCAUGGGCCAUUAGUGAGCCAGAGGCGAAUCUAUAAGUCACUUAUGUUUACCAAGACAUGCAAUAAAAUUUAAAAAUAAAUAAAAAUGCAUUGAGAAAUGG
Phyllostomus hastatus (greater spear-nosed bat) is the source of this 5062-nucleotide messenger RNA. RefSeq names its product tumor protein p63 (gene TP63). Gene Ontology annotation, molecular function: protein binding; RNA polymerase II cis-regulatory region sequence-specific DNA binding; DNA-binding transcription factor activity, RNA polymerase II-specific. Gene Ontology annotation, biological process: protein tetramerization; regulation of transcription by RNA polymerase II; apoptotic process. Lineage: Eukaryota; Metazoa; Chordata; Mammalia; Chiroptera; Phyllostomidae. The transcript has 14 exons. Gene Ontology annotation, cellular component: nucleus. The record is from RefSeq and is a predicted model, not a curated record. The coding region runs from base 172 to 2163 and encodes 663 amino acids.